UGGGACGCUGGGAACUGAGCAAUGUUGCGCGCCAGCGGCGGCAGGGCGGCAGAGUGGGGUCCGGGACUCGGAUCGUCGAGUGCGUGUGGGCGUGUGUGCGUGUUCCUCCCGCCGCGAUUCCUCUGUCCCCAAGAGCAUGGUCACUUCAAGGCUCCGAUUACUGUACGAGGCUGAGCGUUGACCAUGCGCAAGCUGGAGGGCCUUUCUGACCAAUGAGAAUACCUCUUGUGUCUCUCCUGAAUUUUUAUUGGUCUAUCUGCUUGAAGUAAAGGCAUUUGAAUGGCGUAACGGAGAUAUCGCGGUUUUGUUUCUUUCCCCCAAAAAACGCUUUUGAGAUGUAAUUUGCAACCAGAGAAAAAUAGACUGAGAACCAUCAGUGUAAAAUUGUCUAUAAUAAUUUAGAAGUUAAUUAAGAAAGAAUAAUGGAUUCCACCUUAAUAGCAUGUUGCCUGUGGGUGCUUUUGGCGGUCUCAGGAGCGGUGAAAAACGACCUGCGUUGUUACCAGUGCAACGUGAGUGACAACAUCGCCUGCACAGAAGAGUACCUCAUGCAGUGUCCGGACAAGCAGGCGUACGACAGGUGCGAGACAAGGGUCAGGAAGGCAGCGAAUGGCGAGAGAUGGAUACAGAAGGGAUGCGCGCUGUCUCCUUGCAAUCUAGGCACGUUAGAAGAACUCUCCUUAGGAAUCCACUGCGACUACUCCGCCCCGACUUACGAUUGCGUCACGUGUUGCAAGGGAGAUGGCUGCAAUACAGGUGGCGCUGCUGGUCUUCCGGUCACGGGACACACUGUAGCAAUGGCGACUCUACUUCUCGCUGUUUUGAUAAGUCAGCUGUUUUUGUAGUUGUAAUGACAGCGGGAUAUUUAUGAAUGGUCGUCGACAAAAUGAAAAACAACAACAACAACAAUAACAAAACAGUUUUAUUUACGUAUUAGUCGUCUGGAUGCGAUGAAGAUAUUUUUCACCAUAAACGCACCUACAUUUCAUUUUUGUUUGUUUGUUUCUUUGGGCAACCUCAGGAAACAGAUUGUGGAGAUGAAGAAGACAUAGAAGAAGAAGAAGAAAAAUAGAAUAAUCACGGUUGCAUCAGGGUAUGAAAUAAAGAAAGGAACAAAAUUAAUAUAUACGUCACAGGGCGGGAUCUUCUGAAUCUUUAAAUCCUCAAAUGUAAUCAUGUCGAUGAUAUUGCAAAUAAUAAUGACGAUGACAGUAUGAUAAUUAUCAUAAUCUAAUGAUAUUUUAUCUCAUUAAAUAUCUAGAUCUCCUACAUACAUUAUCUCAAUACCUCGUCUUUACGGGUUAUUUCAAUAUGGCAUUCUUAUUCUUCAAAAUAGUGUGAUUAAUCAGUUUACUAUUGGUGUAGCAAUAAGGUUUCUUAUGCUUCCAAAACUUCAAAGCGUUGUCUCUCCUGAGAAAAUAAAGAGGUUCAAUUGUC
Messenger RNA from Penaeus indicus, 1437 nucleotides. RefSeq names its product urokinase plasminogen activator surface receptor-like. The transcript is spliced from 3 exons. NCBI's taxonomy places the organism in Eukaryota, Metazoa, Arthropoda, Malacostraca, Decapoda, Penaeidae. The record is from RefSeq and is a predicted model, not a curated record. The coding region runs from base 423 to 845 and encodes 140 amino acids.